UUUCUGGUGACCUUUUCGCGCCAUGGAGAAGUGUGGUCUUACUCAAUCACAAAUAAAACAAUUUGAGGACGAUGGAUACCUUAUCAUCGAAGAUUUCUACUCCGCUGAUGAGGUGGAAGCUCUCAGAAAAGAAAUGCAUGACAUCGUGGACAAGUUGGAUUUAAAUCGUGAUCCAAUGAGUGUGUUUAAAACAGGAAACGAACAGGUUGGAGAUGACUAUUUUCUGUCUAGUUCUGACAAAAUAAGAGCUUUUCUUGAAAAGGGUGCAUUUAAUGAUAAAGGUGAACUUGUGAAAGAUAAGCAUUUGUGUAUCAACAAAGUGGGUCAUGCUUUGCACGUGCUCAAUCCUGUUUUUAAAGACAUCACAUUUUCUGAUAGAAUUAAGGCAAUUGCCAGAUCGUUGGAUCUUAAGAACCCAGUUAUUCCUCAGAGCAUGUACAUAUUCAAGCAACCAAGCAUUGGAGGGGAAGUGUUACCGCACAGAGACUCAACUUAUUUGUACACUGAACCACCAAGUGCCCUUGGUGUAUGGAUACCACUGCAAGACUGCACUAAAGACAAUGGUUGCUUGUGGUUUUUACCAGGAUCCCAUAAGGUCACAGAAAUUAAGCGGAGGUUGAUAAGAACUCCUGACAAAACAGACCGCGUUGUGGAACAUGUGGGUCCUGACCAUGUGUUUGAUGAAAAUGAUUUUAAAAUUGCUUGCACAAAAAAAGGUUGUUUGGUUCUGAUUCAUGGUUCAGUUUUACACAGAAGCUUUGCUAAUACUUCUUCAAAGUCUAGGCAUGCCUACUCAUUUCACAUGAUUGAUGGAGAUGCAAAAUAUAGUGAACAGAAUUGGUUACAGACACCUGGUCCUUUUCCCUCACUGUACGAUACAACUUAGGGCAUUUUUAAUGGAUUUUAAUUGGUGGCCAAAACGUGGAGGUUUUAAAGGUUUUUUAGAAAUCAUAAUCAACUAAUACACAGUACUGAAUUUGUAAAUUUAGAAUAAUAAAAUAUUGGUAGUCUUGUAAAACUAUAAAUUAUACAAAUCUUCCAGAAAUGUAAGCAGUCUUUAAUAUAUAUCUGAUUCAUCAAUAAAAUAUAUAUAUAUAAUUGUUAA
Molecule: messenger RNA, 1105 nt
Organism: Exaiptasia diaphana
Lineage: Eukaryota; Metazoa; Cnidaria; Anthozoa; Actiniaria; Aiptasiidae
Product: phytanoyl-CoA dioxygenase domain-containing protein 1
Exons: 11
Coding region: 23-886 (287 amino acids)
Source: RefSeq, a predicted model, not a curated record